AUGUGGAUGUGCGCGUUCUGCACGAUCGUCGCCGCCGUAAGCACUUUCACGGCUGGUGCCCCGCUUACGGCUCUCGGCAUUCGACAUCAGGACUCCAAUUUUGCGCAGAACUAUACUCAGAAUGGAUGCAAGCCCUCCACCCACCUCAAUCAUCUCCAGAGACGGCUAUUCUGGGGAGCCUCAGACACGACGCCAGCGAGGAUCCCGAGCACCAUCAUUAGCACAAAACACCCAGAUUUAACAGCCGGAAGAGGGUUGCAGCCAGCUGAGCUCCUGGCCGAAACCCGCCACCCCAGCCAGCUGGCCCAGUCGAAGCUACCGGCCUCACGAUCAGCAGCGAAUCCCUCCUCUCCCGAGCCAAAAGAAGCCCCCUCAACGCAGAAACCAGGGCCGAACAUCGUCCCGCAGAAACCCUAUCCUCGGCCACACGAGAAGACCAAGACACAACUCUCAGCAAGCAGCUCUCAAAAAACCCCGCCAUCGAAAACAGCCAACUCCGAAGCCUUCCAGGAGCUAGAACGGCCAACCCCGUUCAGCAGCGAAUCCAACAUCCCGUCUGCGGUAUUCUCUCCAGAAGAAGGAAAGGGGUCUAUAUCUUCUCCACGGCGGCAUGGCGAGCUGCCUCUAAAGCCCCCCAACUGGGUGGAAAAAGUUCGAGAGUUCUGGGAUAAGAUUUUGCAAAAGAUCAAGCGGCUCUUUCGCCCCUCAAAAAAGAAUGAACCGCAAGAAACCGAUGGGGAAAGCCCGAAGACAACAGCCACCGAACCCGAUCGUGUGCACAGCCAUAUUGCGGAUACAACCAAAACUCAUCACACCUCAGAAAAUGCACACCCAGAUUCACAUCCGGCAGCCCAAAAAACAGAUUCAGAAAUAAUGCCUACUCCCCAUACUCACGCCUCCACUUAUUUACGGCUGCCCAAUUUCGACUUUCUUCAGCUAACCUGGGCCAUCCCCGGCAUUUUACAAUCCUGGCUAGGCCGAUGCCUCUUGACAUCCUGGCUUGUGUGUCACAAAGAACGUCCUUCUCCUCCAGGCCGCCUGAUAGCUGCCGCACUUGAACGGUUCAAUUCUAGGGACCUUGCUGAGUCUAUACGCAAUGGGGCUCACUCAUCAAAUUGUUUACUCAGGGUUGUAGCUUAUUCAUUCUCGGUUAAACAAAUCCAAGACAUUCUUCUCGAAUAUGGUCACAAGACUAUUCCGAAGGUGGGGAAGAUAAUUGAGCAACAUUUCAGUCAGAAAGUUAUCGAAUUCGUCACCGAUCUGAUCACAACGCCCUCACAAUCUCAAACGCAACAUGGUGACGAAUCGGUUGCUCGUGGUUUAUAA
Puccinia triticina is the source of this 1326-nucleotide messenger RNA. RefSeq lists its product as uncharacterized. The record is from RefSeq and is a predicted model, not a curated record. The transcript has 6 exons. Lineage: Eukaryota; Fungi; Basidiomycota; Pucciniomycetes; Pucciniales; Pucciniaceae. The coding region runs from base 1 to 1326 and encodes 441 amino acids.